GAAAUUAUGAUCUAAAAAAGGCGCAUGUGUUUAUGUGCCUCGGCAAUUAAUUCCUCAAAAUGAAGGUUAAAUGGGAAGAAUGCAAAUUUAAAAUCAGCAAAAUAUGCUUGAAUACUAUAGCUAAGUUUGGUUUUAAGACCAUGACACCAGUACAGGCCGCUUGCAUUCCCUUACUACUCUCCAACAAGGAUGUUGCUGCAGAAGCCGUAACAGGGAGUGGAAAAACACUUGCAUUCAUCAUACCUGCUAUGGAACUUCUAAUGCGUCGAGAAGAAAAAUGGAAACCUCUUGAAGUUGGAGUUGUUGUUAUUUCACCUACUCGCGAGCUGGCUAGCCAGAUAUACGAGGUUUUGACACCUUUCCUAGAAACACACAAUAAAAUGAAACCCAAUCACAAACUGCAGGCAUUGCUUCUGCUUGGUGGAAACUCUGUUGAAGCUGAUAUAGCCCUCCUGAGGGAUAAAGGAGCAAAUAUAUUAAUAGCGACUCCUGGUAGAUUAGAAGAUAUUCUCGAACAUCACACUGAUGUAUGUCUCAAACCAGCAUUAAAAUCCUUGGAGCUUCUAGUCUUAGAUGAAGCAGAUCGACUACUAGACUUGGGUUUUGAACGUACUUUGAAUACUAUCUUGGCACACCUACCUCGUCAAAGGAGAACAGGUCUUUUUUCUGCUACUCAAACAAAAGAAAUAGAGCUCCUGAUGCGUGCUGGAAUGCGAAAUCCAGUUCAAGUAACAGUUCGAGAAAAGGCAGGGAGCAAUGAAGAAGUGUCAACACCUGCUAGCCUUAGCAAUCAUUAUGCAAUUAUAGAGCCAGAAAAUAAGUUAGCUGCCAUAGUAGGUUUCCUUUCUUCUGAAUCCUCUCAAAAUCCAGACAAGCCAGGAAAAUACAUGAUUUUUUUUGCAACCAUUGCAUGUGUUAAUUAUUUCUCUACAGUUCUGUCAAGUGUACUGAAAAACCUUCCCGUAUUUUGUAUACAUGGGAAGAUGAAGGAUGCUCGUUUCAAAGUUUUUGACAAAUUUAGAGCUGCAGAUAAAGGUGUUUUAGUGUGCACUGAUGUUAUGGCUAGAGGGGUAGAUAUUCCUGCUGUGAAAUGGGUACUUCAGUGUGAUGUGCCCAAGUCUGCAUCUGCAUUUGUUCAUAGAUGUGGACGUACUGCUCGUUCUGGACUAUCUGGAUCUGCUAUAAUAUUUUUAAUGCCCAAUGAAGAUUCCUAUGUAACUUUUAUUCAAAAAAACCAAAAGGUUACUCUUCAUGAAAAAGAAGUUCCCCUCGCUGACUCUAAUGAGAUACUAAACGUUGCCCGCCACCUGCAGAAAACAGACAGAGCAAAUCUAGAAAAGGCUCAGAAAGCCUUUGUUUCAUAUGUACAGGCAUAUAGUAAACAUGAAUGUAAUAUACUUCUUCGUCUGAAAGAUGUUAACUUAGGCUUAUUGGCAACUGGUUUUGGAUUACUUCAACUGCCAAAGAUGCCAGAACUUAGAAAGGCUGACACCUCAGGCUUUGUCCCAGAUGUCAUUGAUUUCAAUACCAUAGCAUUCAAAGACAAACAGCGAGAAGCUGCAAGACAGGGUAAACUUACUUCCUACAGAGAAACUGGAGUGUGGCCAUCUAAGAAGAAUGCAAAAAUGAGUCAGAAAAAGUCAGAGCCAUGGGCUCAGUCCAAAGCUCGCAAAGAAGAACGAAAAGAAAAGAAAAAUCUUAGGAAGAAAAAGAAGGAAGAGUUGAAGGCGCAAGGAGUAGCUCCUACAAAGAAGAGGAAAAGGGGAAUCUGUGCUGAAGAUAUUAAGGACAUUGCUGAUGAUAUUGCUCUAAUGAAGAAACUUAAAAAGAAAAAAAUAUCUGAAAAAGAGUUUGACAAGGAGUUUGGACUGGAACAAGAUUAACUGGGGGUAUACUAUUUUCUAUACUCUAUAGAAGCACCAAUCAGUGUGAUAACAAUAAUACAUUGUGAUAUUAUUUUGUACUUCAGAUAGAGUACGAAAUGGCACUAAAAUAUACGACAGAUUUCACCUUA
Frankliniella occidentalis (western flower thrips) is the source of this 2014-nucleotide messenger RNA. RefSeq names its product ATP-dependent RNA helicase DDX55. The record is from RefSeq and is a predicted model, not a curated record. Gene Ontology annotation, molecular function: ATP binding; nucleic acid binding. NCBI's taxonomy places the organism in Eukaryota, Metazoa, Arthropoda, Insecta, Thysanoptera, Thripidae. Gene Ontology annotation, cellular component: nucleolus. The coding region runs from base 60 to 1883 and encodes 607 amino acids. The transcript has 11 exons.